UUGACACCACAACAAUUCCUCUCUAAUAAAUCAAUAUAGAAUAAAAUAAUGAGUGGAUUUCGUGUAUUGGAUUUGGUGAAACCAUUCUCACCAUUUCUUCCAGAAGUGAUUGCUCCAGAACGUAAGAUUCAAUUUCAACAAAAGGUGAUGUGGACCAUCAUCACAUUGUUGAUUUUCCUUGUCAUGUCGGAAAUCCCAUUAUAUGGUAUUGUAUCCUCCGAUUCCAGUGAUCCAUUGUUCUGGUUGAGAAUGAUGCUUGCUUCUAACCGUGGUACGUUGAUGGAAUUGGGUAUUUCCCCAAUUGUUUCUUCCGGUAUGCUUUUCCAAUUAUUACAAGGUACCAAGUUAAUUCUGGUUGACAUGAGUAAUAAAACUGACAGAGAAAACUUCCAGGUUGGUCAAAAGUUAUUGGCUAUUUUGUUGGCUGUCGGACAAGCCACUGUGUACGUGUUGACUGGUAUGUAUGGACCUCCAAAGAGCUUGGGAGUUGGUGUUUGUUUGUUAUUGAUUUUACAAUUGGUUUUCGCCAGUAUUAUUGUUAUUCUUUUAGAUGAAUUAUUACAAAAGGGCUACGGUUUAGGUAGUGGUGUUUCCUUGUUCACCGCCACCAACACUUGUGAACAAGUUUUCUGGAAGGCUUUUGCUCCAACCACCUCUACUUCUGCCAAGGGCACUGAAUUUGACGGUGCUGUUGUUGCCAUGUUCCACUUGUUUGGUACCAGAAAGGAUAAGAGAAGAGCCUUGAUUGAAUCUUUCUAUAGACCAAACUUGCCAAACAUGUUUCAAGUUUUUGCAACUUUGUUUGUCUUUUUCGCUGUGGUUUACUUGCAAGGUUUCAGAAUUGAAUUGCCAAUUAAAUCCACCAAGCAAAGAGGUUCUUAUGGAGUUUACCCAAUUAGAUUGUUUUACACCUCCAAUAUUCCAAUUAUGUUGCAAAGUGCCUUGAGUUCCAAUGUUUUCAUUAUUUCCCAAUUAUUAUUCAUGAGAUGGCCAAGCAACUUGUUUGUCAAGUUGUUGGGAUCAUGGGAACCAAGACCAGGUUCUUCUCAAUUGUAUGCCAACAGCGGUAUUGCUUAUUAUAUUCAACCACCAUUCUCAUUAACUGAAGCGUUAUUAGACCCGAUUAAGACCACCAUUUACAUUGCCUUUGUCUUGGUUUCCUGUGCCGUUUUCUCCACCACUUGGAUUGAAGUCAGCGGUACCUCUCCAAGAGACAUUGCCAAGCAAUUCAAAGAACAAGGAUUGGUUAUUGCCGGUCAUAGAGAAACUUCUGCUUAUAGAGAAUUAAAGAAGAUUAUUCCUACUGCCGCUGCCUUUGGUGGUGCUACCAUUGGUGCCUUGUCAGUGGCCUGUGAUUUAAUGGGUACUUUGGGUUCCGGUACUUCUAUACUUUUAGCCGUCACCACAAUUUAUGGAUAUUACGAGUUGGCUGCUAAGGAAGGUGGAUUCAGUAAGAACUUGGUUUCUGGUUUUUCUGAUGGUAUUUAGUUGUAUUUUUGUAUUAGUCGCAUUUUGUUGUAAACAGUACAGUUUAAGAAGAAAAAAAAAUCUCACGUUUAGCUCAUCGAAUACAUAGUAAAAUUUAUACAGUAACUUUAUAC
Messenger RNA from Spathaspora passalidarum NRRL Y-27907, 1601 nucleotides. RefSeq names its product translocon subunit (gene SEC61). The record is from RefSeq and is a predicted model, not a curated record. The transcript has a single exon. NCBI's taxonomy places the organism in Eukaryota, Fungi, Ascomycota, Pichiomycetes, Serinales, Debaryomycetaceae. Gene Ontology annotation, biological process: SRP-dependent cotranslational protein targeting to membrane, translocation; post-translational protein targeting to membrane, translocation. Gene Ontology annotation, molecular function: ribosome binding; transmembrane protein transporter activity; signal sequence receptor activity. Gene Ontology annotation, cellular component: Sec61 translocon complex; membrane. The coding region runs from base 49 to 1488 and encodes 479 amino acids.